AGAGCAGUGGAGGUUCGUAUUGACUAAAACUAGUACAAAGGGCGACAAAUACGUAGUAGCUGUCCUGGUUAUUCGGUAGCAGGUUACGGUGUCACGUUUCUCCUUAAAAUGGCAUUUUAUCUAAGAUAAAAGCUAAACUUCAAAGCUACAGAUCGAGCUGCAGAUGAGACUCCCUUUUCGCUCCUUUCGCAUAUUCAGGAGUUUACUCUCUCAAAGGCCAACCACAAACCUGCAGAGGCGGCGAGGCCUGAGCAGUGCAGCGAUGCGCCUGGUGCAGUUUCAUUGCCAUGGAGGUGGCAUCAGAGUGGGAGUGGAGCAAGGCGAGGGGCUCGGCGUGGUGGAUUUGAAGGCGUAUGACCCCACCAUGCCCUCAACAAUGAGAGAGCUGCUGGAGCUGGGAGACAAGGGUCUGGAGUGUGCACAGAGAGCCUUGUCGUCCAGUCAGUGUGUGGUGGAGCGAUCGGACAUCCAGCUGCUGUCACUGUUGGCACCGGAGAAGGUGGUGUGUGUGGGUUUGAACUACAGGGACCACUGCCUGGAGCAGAACGCCCCGAUCCCCAAAGAACCGAUCAUCUUCAGCAAAUUCCCCAGCGCCAUCACCGGGCCAUAUGAUGACAUACAUCUGCCUUCAGAGAGCCAGGAGGUGGACUGGGAGGUGGAGCUGGCCUUUGUGAUUGGACGAAGAGGAAAACACAUCAAGGAGGAAGAUGCUCUCUCCUACGUGGCUGGGUUCACUGUGGCCAAUGACAUCACCGCACGUGACUGGCAGAUGCGCAACGGGAAGCAGUGGCUGCUGGGAAAAACGUUUGACAGCUUCUGUCCUCUCGGCCCUGCAUUAGUAACCACCGAUGCUGUGGCAGAUCCUCACAACCUGGGCAUCCGCUGCCUUGUUAAUGGAGACACAGUCCAGAGCAGCAACACUGAUCAGAUGAUCUUCAAGACGGAGGUGCUGGUCGCCUGGGUCUCAAAGUUUGUGACAUUGACUCCAGGAGAUGUGUUCCUGACGGGCACUCCUCCAGGCGUGGGUGUGUUCAAAAAGCCACCCGUCUUUCUCAAGAAAGGAGACGUGGUGGAGUGCCAGAUUGACCAGAUAGGGUCUAUAAUCAACAAAAUGGUCUAAACCCCGAGACAACCUGCUGAAAACACCAACAAUCCAUGAAAGAUUGUCAGCUGGUAAUAAACUGCAUGUCUGAUCGACGACGAAUUUACUAAAAGUCUCUCACAUUUUCUCAGUGUGAAAAUCAGCUGGAAAUGUGUAAAGAAUAUGACUCAUGAUAAAUGUUACUACAAUAAUUGAGAGGAAGGAAAACACGGUAUUUUUACAACAUGAAACUGUAUAAUUACGUGUCCCAACAUGGUGUUUUUGCAGCUCGACCUCAGAUAUUGAGUCAUCAGCAGCCACCCACUCAUGUUACAGAGCAGGAACUGUGAACCUCCUGACUUUUUGUUUUUUUCAUAGAAAAAUUUAAACAAUUUCUAAAUACGUUUGAUAUUCUGGAUGAUCAAUUGUAUAUAAACUUUUUCUACUAACAUCACUUUCUCAUAAAAUGUAAGCAGAUUUCCAGUGAUAGGAAUAAAUAAAUAAAAUAAAAUAUGCUGUCUUCAA
Micropterus salmoides (largemouth bass) is the source of this 1606-nucleotide messenger RNA. RefSeq names its product fumarylacetoacetate hydrolase domain containing 2A (gene fahd2a). The record is from RefSeq and is a predicted model, not a curated record. NCBI's taxonomy places the organism in Eukaryota, Metazoa, Chordata, Actinopteri, Centrarchiformes, Centrarchidae. Gene Ontology annotation, molecular function: hydro-lyase activity.